This is a messenger RNA of Aspergillus mulundensis, 1539 nucleotides long. RefSeq names its product DHHC family palmitoyltransferase. The record is from RefSeq and is a predicted model, not a curated record. Lineage: Eukaryota; Fungi; Ascomycota; Eurotiomycetes; Eurotiales; Aspergillaceae. The coding region runs from base 1 to 1539 and encodes 512 amino acids. Gene Ontology annotation, molecular function: palmitoyltransferase activity. The transcript is spliced from 2 exons.
AUGUCAACUCCCACAUCCCCGAUCUGGCCGAAGCGCCGGCCCAAAGCAUGGGCCAUGCGAUGCGAGCGGUACUGCUGCGCGGCUGCGACAUACUUCCCGUUGGCAUUUGUCUACAGCUUGACAACAUGGGCCGUAUAUGUGGAAGCUAGCGUAGGCCUGAAGCCGACCAGUAGUUCCUGGAUUGGACUACCGAGCUCGAUCCUCGGAGUCGCCCUCUACCUACUCCUCAACAUCUCUUACACAACCGCCGUCUUCACCGACCCCGGAUCACCACUUGGUACGCGUCGUGGCGACCAACACUCAUACAGUGCUUUGCCGAUCACCGAAUUACCUGAAUAUACAUCCUUCACCGUGAACUCAUCCGGCGGGUCUCGGUUCUGCAAGAAAUGUCAGUGUCCGAAGCCGGACCGGGCGCAUCACUGUUCUACGUGCAAGCGGUGCGUGCUAAAAAUGGACCAUCAUUGUCCAUGGCUGGCGACUUGCGUUGGAAUGCACAACUACAAGGCGUUCCUGCUUUUCUUAAUAUACACAUCGUUGUUUUGCUGGGUGGACUUUGGCGUAUCGGCUAUAUGGAUUUGGACAGAGGUGUUCAAUGACACGCGUUAUAUGGAUGGAAUCUUGCCGGUUAACGUCGUUCUGCUGUCGAUUCUCGGAGGUAUCAUCGGCCUCGUUUUGACUGGGUUUACGGCGUGGCAUAUCAGUCUUGCCGCCCGUGGGUUGACUACGAUUGAAUGUUUGGAGAAGACUCGGUAUGUCUCACCGUUGCGGAAAGCGCUGGAUCGCCGCCGCUACAAUGGCCUGCUGGGCAACAAUGAUGCUAGGAACGGUGGUGAGGAACCGGAGAGCUUUGGCGGCCGACUACAGAGCUAUGGGAACCGGAUCCUGGACGCCCAUGCGAAUGCUAUACCUGGUGUUACCCGCCCGGAAGAGGGCGUGGACUCGAGCGAGAACCUAACACCCGCGCAACAAGCGCUGUCUCGCUCAUAUGCGGAUCUGGAACGGCAACGCGAGCACGACCGCUAUGAAGACUACUUGGCGGAGCUCGAUAACGAAAAGAUGCCGCAUGCGUUUGACCUCGGUUGGAAGCGCAAUCUGCUACAUCUGUUUGGCCACAGGCCUCUUCAUUGGCUGAUACCUACGCACACGACGGAAGGGAAUGGUUAUGAAUGGAACCCGAGUCCCAAGUUCUUGGAAGCGCAAGAACGAGUCCGUCAGCAACGGGAGCAAGUAGCGGAUGAGCAACGACAGUACCAACGUGAUUUGUAUUUGCGGAAUAUGGGUAACAGCCGCGCCUGGCUAGGCUCUGACUUACCACCGGGAUGGACACCAGACCAGCCCCUUGGCGGACUGUAUGAUCCUGAGCGACCAGCUACUGGCGUUUCAAUGAAGACACUUGCUCCUCGAUCUCCGCGGCCGCGGCCGGGCGAGGAAACCGAUACGGAAGACCUCGAUAAUGAUGACUUUGCUCUCGAGCCUACUCAUGGCAAGGGGUCUGGGAAGCAAGGCUCACGUGAAGACGACUGGCGCGAUUGGGAUUGA